AUGGUUAACGUUCUCAUACAAAAGUAUUUGCCAUUUGUUAAUUUUCUCAUUGCAUCCGUUGCACUGGGAUUUCAAGUAACAGUUCUAUAUCCAUGGCAUUAUGAACUUCAACACGAAUUUAAUGAAUUACAAAAACAACAAGACGCAAAAUUACGUCAAUAUCAUGAAUUAAAAAUGCAAACAAUUAAAAAUAUCGAAGAUAAUUUAACAAAACUCAAUAGAGAACGAAAAACUGACAAUACUAAAAAAGAAUGA
This is a messenger RNA of Adineta steineri, 255 nucleotides long. The record is from the annotation of a GenBank genome assembly. NCBI's taxonomy places the organism in Eukaryota, Metazoa, Rotifera, Eurotatoria, Adinetida, Adinetidae.